This is a messenger RNA of Suncus etruscus (white-toothed pygmy shrew), 2276 nucleotides long. It is a transcript of the gene ENPP5, whose product is annotated as ectonucleotide pyrophosphatase/phosphodiesterase family member 5. The transcript has 4 exons. The record is from RefSeq and is a predicted model, not a curated record. NCBI's taxonomy places the organism in Eukaryota, Metazoa, Chordata, Mammalia, Eulipotyphla, Soricidae. Bases 167 to 1600 code for a protein of 477 amino acids.
CGGGACCCAGUUACGGUUAGCCGCUGCGGGAUCGAGGGGCUGCCCCGUCCCCCCACGACCCCCCACUUUGGGCUCGGUCCAUCUGGAGGGGAUCCCCUCCGGGCCACCCGACUGAUCGGAUCACUGCAAGGAUUUUCUUUCACUGAACUAAUCAAGUACUUUGAAAAUGACUUCAAAACUUCUCUCGGUGUCCUUCAUACUGGCUGCAUUAACAUUUUCAAUUACAUUUUCUCUUCAAUCAGAUCAGCAAAAGGUUCUACUAGUUUCAUUUGAUGGAUUUCGUUGGGAUUACUUAUAUAGAGUGCCUACACCUAAUUUUCAUUAUAUUAUGAAGCAUGGUGUCCAUGUGAAACAAGUUACCAAUAUUUUUAUUACAAAAACUUACCCUAACCAUUAUACUUUGGUAACUGGCCUCUUUGCUGAAAGUCAUGGGAUUGUGGCCAAUGACAUGUUUGACCCUAUUCUGAACAAAACUUUCUCCUUGGAACACAUGGAUAUUUAUGCAUCUGAGUUUUGGGAAGAAGCUACACCAAUAUGGAUCACAAACCAGAGGGCAGGAUACACCAGUGGUGCCGCCAUGUGGCCUGGAACCGAUGUGCAAAUACACAAGACCUUUCCUACUCACUAUAUGCCUUACAACGAGUCUGUCUCAUUCGAAGAGAGAGUUGCAAAGAUUAUUGAGUGGUUUACAUCGGAAGAGCCUAUAAAUCUUGGGCUUCUGUAUUGGGAAGAUCCUGAUGACAAGGGUCACGACUUGGGACCUGACAAUCCACUCAUGGACCCUGUUAUUUCAGAUAUUGACAAGAAGUUAGGGUACCUUAUCAAAAUGCUGAAAAAGGCAAAGUUGUGGAACAGUUUGAACCUAAUAAUCACAAGUGAUCAUGGAAUGACCCAGUGUUCUGAUGAAAGGAUAAUAGAACUUGACCAAUAUCUGGAGAGAGAUCACUAUAUUCAGAUUGACCAAUCUCCAGUAGUAGCCAUUUUGCCAAAAGAAGGUAAAUUUGAUGAAGUCUAUGAAGCCUUAGCACAUGCUCAUCCUAAUCUUACAGUUUACAAAAAAGAGGAGAUUUUAGAAAGAUGGCAUUAUCGACACAACAGUAGAAUUCAACCAAUCAUUGCUGUGGCUGAUGAAGGAUGGUAUAUUUUACAGAACAAGUCAGAUGGCUUUAUGUUAGGUAACCAUGGUUAUGACAACGCACUGGCAAAAAUGCAUCCAAUAUUUUUAGCCCAGGGUCCUGCCUUCAGAAAGAAUUUCACAAAAGAAGCCAUGAACUCCACAGAUUUGUACCCACUGCUAUGCCACCUCCUCAAUCUCACAGCCGAGCCACACAAUGGAUCCUUCAGCAGUGUCCGAGAUAUGCUCAGUUCACCAGCCUCAAGAGCAAUUUCUUAUACACAGAGUACAACACUCCUCCGUGGGAGUGGUAAGCCAAGAGAAUAUGACCAACAUGAGUCUUUGGCUUAUUACAUAGGGGUUUUUCUUGGAAGUAUUAUAGUUAUUGUAUUUUUUGUGGCUUCCAUUAAACAUUUAAUUCACAGUCAGAAGCCAGCCUUACCAGAGAUGCAGGCUGAAAUAGCACAACCCUUAUUACAAGCCUGAUGAUACUUUGAAGUGGACAAUGUAUAAUUAUGCCAGCGUUCAAAGGUUUCAUAUUUUAGGAAACCAGCACCAGGCAUGUGCACAAACCAUUCAUCAGUUAUAUUAUAGAUAGAUAAACAUACAUAUGUCAACAUGCCCAUACCUACAAAGGAUUAAAGAUGUGGAUGUAUGUUUUCAUGUUUAUCAGCUUUAGCGGGGCCAGUAGGUUGCCUUGCACGCAGCCAACUCAGGGCUGAUCUCAAGCUUUCCAUAUGGCCUUCCCAGAGUGAUUCCAGAGUGCAAAACAAGGAGUAAGCCCUGAGCACCCCCCCCCAGAUAUGUUCCCCCAAAAGAGUGGGUAAUUUCCUGAUUUAAUCAGACUUGACACAGAUAAAAUAUAUAUUUAGUAAUUCUGCACUAUACAUUGCACUUUACUCUUUUAGUGAGUACUUUGAUAAGAAAUGCAAUUUAUUGGUGAUUUUUCUUAUAAUUUGGUUUGAAAAGCACCAUUUUGUGCCCAUUUAUUAUAGAUUAUUUGUUAAUUGACGAGAAUUACUUGGUUAAUGGAAUAGAAUUCUUAAUAAUCUCUGAAUAGUUGUAGGAAUACAUCCCCUUAUAUUGAGAGAGUACAAAGAAAGUGAAAAUUAUGAAUUAAAUUAGCAACUUUUGUCCAUUGAAUUUCCAACAGUGUUUCCAA